Messenger RNA from Lodderomyces elongisporus, 2376 nucleotides. RefSeq names its product tyrosine protein phosphatase (gene PTP2). Gene Ontology annotation, molecular function: protein tyrosine phosphatase activity. Gene Ontology annotation, biological process: protein dephosphorylation. The transcript has a single exon. The coding region runs from base 1 to 2376 and encodes 791 amino acids. Lineage: Eukaryota; Fungi; Ascomycota; Pichiomycetes; Serinales; Debaryomycetaceae. The record is from RefSeq and is a predicted model, not a curated record.
AUGUCCAGUAGCAAUAGUCUGCACGAACCACAACAGUUUGAUUUCAACCCACCGUCUCUGCAGCCUCAGCAGCCUCAGCAACAACAACAACAAAAACCGCAAGAACAGAAAAAUGUAAAUAGUUUUCAAAGACCACCAAGCAUAACUACAACUGCUGCACCACCAUCCAUGCACUUUAACUCACCACCAAAAUCACCACUAUACAACUCUGGAUCUAUCUCGGGAUCGUUUCCAGGUGCCUUUUCAGGAUCCUUUUCAGGCGCAAUAAAGACACCAUCACCAACAACACCCACCUUUGCCACCAGUUUUCCACAAACAAUUAAACAACAAGACCCAAUCACACUCUCCAAUAACAUGUAUGACUUUAUAUUUGAUGUGCGACCUUUUAACUUGUACAGCAAAAGCCGCAUACAACAAGCAUCCAACUUGAGUGUGCCAACCACUCUACUCAAGAGAAGCUCAUUUAGUCUAGGCGAUUUACUCAAUAUGGUGAGUCUAGACUCUGUUUUAAAAGACCGACUCACUACUCAACUAAACAAUGAUUCCAGUAGUAGUAGUAGUGGUAACAAUUCUAAUACGAAUGACAAGAAAUUAACACUCUUGUUUUAUGACCAAGCAACUACAAAAGAUGCAAUCACCUUCCCACUAUACCAAACAAUCUCCAAAUUUGAAAAGUUUAGUGACAAAUUUGACAUUUACUACUUGAAUGGCGGAUUCUCUAAAGCAUUACUGGGCAAUCCACAGAUUGUUGAAAACACACCACUGGUUUUCAUGACAAGUGGCAGUGGUGGUUUAAACAAUAGUAGUAACAACAACAACAACCAAAACCAAAACCAAAACCAAAACCAAAAUGGUGCAGAUAAUAACCACAGAAAGGCCAAGAGUCUUUCUGGAUUUACCCUACCAUCAGCAACAAAUUUCAAAAGCAAAUUUGUCCAAUCCAUAAAGAAGAAUAACGAUUAUAGCAGAGCAAACACUUUGGGAAACGGAAGAGUUGCACCAACAAAGGAUAGCAUCAAAUCGUACAAGUACAAAUUGGCUCAUGUGCCACAAGACUUGACAUUACCUAAUUGGUUAACAUUUAUGAAGACACAAUCUAAUGAGGAGAUUAUCAAACAACUCGAUGAAAAAUUUGACAAGGUGGAGGAAAUUGAAAAGAAUAGAUUGAAUCAAAUGUGCUCCGACUUUAAAAAACCACUCUCGAGCGAGUCCGGAAGUAAUGAUGAUGCCACGGCAUCUUCACUGGAAAAUGUGUUGUCACCAUGUUGCAGUACAUGUUCUGAAAUUGAGUUUAGAUUACCUAGAGGAAUAGAGUUUGGCUACAAGAAUAGAUACAACAAUAUCUGGCCAUAUGAACACUCGAGAGUCAAGCUCUCUCUUGCUGAACAGCAGCAGCAGCAGCAGCAGCAACAACAACAACAACAACAACAAUUGCAUAACCACAACCAUGUCCAAGCUGGCGAUGACUAUUUCAAUGGCAACUAUAUCAGCACAAACCCAAUUGUAGAGAAUAAACAAAUUUACAUUGCAACGCAAAACCCAUUGGCUUCAACCAUUGACGAUUUCUGGUCACUUAUCAACCUGGAACAUAUCCAAAUUAUUAUCAAUUUGGAUGCAAAACCAGUAUCUUACUUUAACCAUCCAAGUAUCAAGAAUAUCGAGUGCAUCAAGACCAACUCUCCCGACUUUAAAUUGCGCCGCAUAAACAAUAACAUUUACCAUUUCCAUUACCUCAGCUGGCCUGACUUUGGUGUACCACAAUCCUUCAAGUCAAUAAUUGAAUUGGUUAAAUUUAAAGAUGAGUUGAUCAAGCUGCAAAACUUGUCUCAAAAAAUAAUUGUCCAUUGCUCUGCUGGAUGCGGCCGAACAGGUGUAUUCAUCACCAUUGACGCAUUGAUCCAAGGAUUCUUGGCAGAUGCAGAGAAGAUUAUGUCAACGCAAGUUGACUUGGUUUACAAGUUGGUGCAACAUCAACGUCGUCAGCGAAUCUCAAUGGUGCAAACAUUGGACCAAUUUAUCGUUUGCUACGAGGUAUUUAUCAAAUAUUUGGAAUUGGUCAAGACUAGAGCAGAAGUUGAAGCUAAAAUGGCGGGUAAUGCCGAUGCUGUUGACGCUUUUGAUUUCAAAGUUGAAAAUGAAGGCCACAAUGACCAUUCAACACAAUCUAUGCAAAUGGCAAACAUUUUGGAAUUUAUCAACAAUAAUGUUGAAGAGUUUACUCAGCGCUCAUCAACAAAUGCUCAUACACCAAGAGACGUUUCUGAAGGAUUCAAUUUUGGUAACGGAGGAGUACCCACACCCGCACCAUCAGCUGUAGGCGAAAGAGGCGAUUAUUUCCAAUUUCAAAGUAAUUCCUUGCCUGUUAGUUCGAGAUGA